UCAAUUAAGAGCUCAAUGCUACUGACCGGCAGAACUACAUCUUCUUUGACUACUACUACGGUCUAAUAAUGUCAGCUACUCUGUAUCAGUGUGUGAACACACGGGAGCGCAUUAGCAUGGAAACAGAAAGUUACAUUUGCGAAAGCAGGAAAUAGUGGAACAGAAGGAGAAGAGUACACAGUGCAAGGACGAAGACAGGCAGAGAAUAAGGAAAGAAGAGGAGCAGACAGUCAGUGGAGCAUCGGCACGGCGGCAGAGGACAGAGGAGAGAGGAAGACAGCAAACCUCGCUGACAGCAACACAACAUUAAGAACAUUUACAGCGCCAACCAGCAGAGCAUUAUCUGAAAUACAGUUCAAAGCAAAGAAGAAGCAACAGAUUGCCCUCAGUUGCAAUUGUUGCUGCAACUGAUGCCCUCCUGGCCGAUCUGGGCUUGGAAACGAAGCAGAUUUUCAGCAGCUCCUGCAGCUGGCGUCUCCUGGGUUUUGUGAAAGUCAGUUUCUCUAAGUGGCAGAAAUGCUCUUGCUGUGUCAAAGCACGAGGGAAUGACAAUGCUGUGUGACAGAGACGAAAGGCUUUGAUUUAGACGGAAAGCAACACGUUUCAUGCUGGGCGUCAACAUCACCUUCACCACCACCACCAGCGUCUCCUCCCAUCUUCCUUCCCUCACUAGGAUCUGAAGAAGACCAGGCAUCCGAGCUGUGAAUGCACAAACAGGAGGAGGAUGUCAGAUUGACAUGCAGAGUGCAGAGUUCAGGGAGUUUUGCCUCAAAAACAAGAAGAGCAAGAUAAGGUUUUAUCAGUGUGAAGACGCAGGUGAGAUUCACCACUAGACAUCAGCAAGUCCAUCAGACAAUCACCUGGACUUCUGAGGACAAGAAAGGGAUGAAGAGGAGGAUGUACACAAGCAUCUGCCUGAGAGCCGGAACAAAACUAGAAUCCAAAAACUAGAGGAGAGAUGACUGGAAGAGAGAGAGAUAACUCUGCUACACAAAGCCAUAGAUAGAUAUUCAGCUAAGAAACAGUGUCAACAAUAUAGAUCAAAAGUGUGCAACCUACAGAGACAUAUCUUGCUUCACAUUUUUUAUUUCUAGGAUGAUUUUGCACCACCGGAGUUUGCAUCUUAUCUGACAAACAAAGAGCAACAUCAGAAUCUUUCUUGCCGCCACUUGCUGCGAGUAAGUUCAUGCACCGAUUUCAGUCGGUGUGAGCAUCUUGGGGUUCUUGCUUGACUCUUCUUUUCGGGGUGAGGUGGAUCUGCCGUGGGGGGCAGCUGACAGCUAUCCAAGACGCCGCGAGCCGUACUCCGCGUGAAGAAUGCCCAGCCGCGCUUGGCCAAGCCGGCCGACCCGGGCCCGACGGCGGGCCUCUACAUGGAGAGAUCGCAGAGCCGCAUCAGCCUGUCGGCGUCCUUUGAGGCCCUCGCCAUCUACUUCCCCUGCAUGAACUCCUUCGAUGAGGAUGAUGGGGUGGAUACAGAGGGCAGGAAGUUGAAGGGAGGCAUCCAGAGGAGCACAGAGACGGGUCUGGCUGUAGAGAUGCCCAGUCGGACCGUCCGCCAGGCCAGCCACGAGUCCAUAGAGGACAGCAUGAACAGCUACGGCUCCGAGGGAAAUUUGAACUAUAGUGGCAUGUGUCUGGCAUCUGAUGCCCAGUUCAGCGACUUCCUGGAUGGGAUGGGACCGGCCCAGUUUGUCGGGCGACAGACUUUGGCAACGACGUCCAUGGGUGAUGUAGAGAUCGGUCUGAUGGAGAGGAACGGAGGUCUGGAGGUGGAGGUCGUCCAGGCCAGAGGACUCACCAUGAAACCAGGCUCCAAGGGACCUCCAGCGGCCUACAUCAAAGUUUACCUCCUGGAGAACGGUAUCUGUGUGGCCAAGAAGAAGACCAAGUCAGUGAGGAAGAGUCUGGAUCCUCUCUACAACCAGGUCCUGGUCUUCUCUGAAAGUCCACAGGGGAAAGUGGUGCAGGUGAUUGUUUGGGGCAACUAUGGACGGAUGGACCGCAAAUGCUUCAUGGGUGUAGCACGAAUCCUGUUGGAGGAGCUGGACCUCAGCACGAUGGUGAUUGGCUGGUACAAGCUCUUCCCUACCUCCUCCAUGGUGGAUCCAACAAUGGCACCACUCAUCCGCCACUCCUCCCAGAUGUCCCUGGAGAGCACCAUUGGGCCCUGUUGUGAGCGAUCCUAAGACUCACGCAAAAUACAGAUUUUUGUUGUCGCGACUAAGAUUCCAUUUACUGUCUCAACUAUGUCCUAAGACAUGUUUUUAUACACCCUGUAGCCCUGUGCCCGGGUCAGCCAGGUGGCGCUGCCCCUGGAGCAGGUAAUUCAACAGGUCCAACCACAUUGGGGAAUGAAUCACUCCCCUGAUUGGGAAAUUAUUUUACAAAUCAGUAAAUAAUUCUGGCACUCAUUGGAAAUGUACUGUAAUUCUUUUGAUAUUCUAUCAGACUGUUUCCCGAGACUCAUGGGAAGCACAUUUCUUUUGUUGUUGCAACCGACUGCCCCUCAGACUCGCAAGAAAAUUUUGCUCUCUUCAGAUCUCUUUGAUGAAAAAACAAAAACCUACUUAAUGAGGAUACUUCAAAGGAGGGCUCGGUUGCUGACAUUGAUCACAUCCUAUUGGGACCACAAUGCACUGCGGGCUCAGCUUUGCUUCAGCUACGCGCCUUCUUCACAGCCUACAUUCGAUUCUCAUUCCCAGGACUGCUUGUUGUCUUUCUGUGUACUCAUUAAGGGGCUGGACAGCUCUGAGUGUUAUCUGUCUAUCCACAAGUCCGGAGAGAGUGUGAGACUGCCCUCAGAUUGUUUGAGACACCAGCCUCCCAGUUUUGCAGGAGCAUGGGGACAGCAGGUUGUAGGUGAAUGGAUCUGUGCGCAGCAGGACUGAAGAGGACUUUCAGAGAAAGAAUUAAACUUAUUUGUUGUAACCAACCAAGAUAUCUUGGUUUCGAACACUCUGACUUAAGCUGUUUUUGUUUUUGUUGUCACACAUUUGGCCCUUUAGUGUUCAGUGUCCCCUUUCGUCUUCUGGAAGGAUCUAGAUUGUUACCUGAUCUUGGGGAUCCAGAGUACUGCUGGUUUCUGUCCUCUUAGUUUGUUAUCUCUGUAGUUAAUUGUAUUCACCUGCAGUGUCAGGUGUAAGUUGGUUCCUGGGUGAGUGUAUGUGGCAUAAAAGCAGGUUCUGAGUUCCCAAAGACCACGUGCCAUUAUGCUCGAAGGGUCUGAACAUUUUCAUUGCACUCAAUCAAGACAUGAGCUGAUUUUACAGAUUGUUCUGUCAUCUGUUGUGGACGGUGUUUAUUAGUAAAAUCAGCUAGUGUCAUGUUUGGUGGGAAUGAAAACACGUAGACCCCAUUUUACCUGGUUGUUUCUUGAUUCUGUAACAGAUUGAGAUUUCCAGCUUAUGUGGGUAUAACACAUCAAGAACAUUUUUGAAAUCUGAUCACCUGAACCACAUCAGGAGGUGAUUCUGUUCAAGCCAGAGCAUUUGUCUUUACAAAUUGUAUGUGUCACCCAGAACUCUUCUUGAAAUUGUGCUAUCAGUGUAUCCACUGAAGCCCAACAUGGAAACAUGGUAAAUUCAGAUAUCUGGUGUUGCAGUCAAACUAAAUUGGAUUUUAUGCAUAUAGAAUUCAAAAGUGUUAACCACAGAUGCAUAUGACUAGCACGUCCAAAUGCGGUUAGUUAAACCAUAUCAGGCUAUGAUGAACCUGCUACAACUAGGUCUAAAUGGGGUCUGAAUUUUUGAGGAUGUUGUUUUCAUUUGGUCUAGUUCUGUUCUGUGUUCUAAAUUUUCAUAAUCCACCUGGUUGUGCAGGUUACAACACGUGAAGGGGGCUGAUAUUUUACCUGUGCUGUAGCACGGACACAUGACAUUAAUUCAGAUGUUUCCAAAAGCAUUGAGGACAGUAGCCUGGCUGACAGAGUAGGGCUGAGAACUUGCUGUAUAUCCUCCAGUUGAAUUGUAGUUCAGAAUACUCUUUAGCUAAUACUCUAGAAGUAGAUUUUUAAGAUUUCUUCUUCUCUCUCUUUUUUUUUAAAGCUUUGGCUAACAGUUAUCUAAUAACAGUUUCUACUGUGCCAAUUUCUACCAGCAAGUGUCUUCUCCUUCCUCUUCUUCAAUUACCUUAUGGCAUGUGCCAUCGUGAGGGAGGAACAGAAACAACCACUCGCAACAUCUGACAGCAGUAUUCAGGCUGUGCAGAGAAGCGUCCCUUUUAUUCUAAAUUACAGCCCUAAUCCACCGACCGCGAAGGCACCUGGUGAUUAGCCAUGCUACAACUCAGUGUUGGAGGGAGAAGGGAAGAGAGGGAGGAAAAGGAAAGAGAGAGAAAGGAAGCAUGAAAUGUACUUUGCAUCAUCCAAACAAAGGAUCUGUCUGGACUGACGUCAGGUUUCAGAGAUUUCAAAAAAAAAGGACACAAAAUAGGAUGAAUCUAAAGGGAACACAAUGUGCACACUGUAGAGAAAUUUAUAGUUUAUUAAAGAAAAGACGUAUAUGUAUUUCAUUUGGGCACUUUAUGAUUCUUAAUGUCUUUUUUAUGUGUAAAUAUUAUGGUUGUUAGUGUCUUUUGGAGUGAGCCAAAGUUAAUCUAUAAUGACUUAGUUGAUUUAUGUUAAAACUCUGAGGGAGGGAAGGGAUAUCCUUGCUAGUUACCGUAAGAUUGUAGCUUUAGCUGGUAGCAUCUGCAUGACUGAUUAAAACGUCUAAUUAAUUAGCAGACAACUUGAUAAGAUUAAGCAUGAGCUAUAUGCUACACAGAAGGAAAAGAAAUACUGAAUGUUGGGUUGAGACCCAACAUCAAUGAAGGAAAAAAAAACAACAACAUAUGUAGCAGUUUAAUUCAGAUUUUUACAAGAAUGACUUAAUUUCAUUUUUGGGCUUUUUGUCUUUCACAGACAAUAACUGAAAUCUGCAACAAGACAUUAAGAAAAACAAGAAAAAAAUUAAAAUACCACAUUGUUUUGCAAUGAAGUUUUGUUUUUAACUUCAAGGCAAGAUUUCAGAACAAAAUUGAAUUUCUCAUACACAAAUCAACUAAUAUUUUAAUUAAACCAUACAAUUUGGAGUAAUUUUACUCUAAAAACAACUUUGCAAAAGUGGCCUCUGUUUUGCCAGUAGCAGUGUUGCAGGGAUAUUAAUACUAUAACUAUUUCCAAACAAAUUAGCUACAUUCUGUAAAGCAAUAAUCAAAAAAACAUCCAGUCAUUGCAGGUUUUUUUUUAGUUGCUCAUUUCAAACUGUGGAAAAUGAUGAACUUAGCCAGUGAUUUUCACUACAGUCACAUUCAACAAGAAACAAUAAGAAUGAAAAAAUAAUGAUUAUCUUGUGGAAUAUAUUUCAUAUAUGUGUCAGGACUCACAUAAUGUGCUGUUGUCCAUAGAAAAAUGUAAGGAAUGACAUGAACUGAAAAUCACUUGUUAAGUUCUGUCAUUUUAAUACAGUGCAUUCAUGUGUUUUUCCAUAACUUAUUCCAGGGAGAGUGUCAUUUAGUCUCUGAGGAUCUCUGUAAAAUUCAGAGGCAGCUGAAAUGUAAUACCCCGUUUUAACACAAGAAAUUCUGAUUUGAAAAAUGCAGGAUCAUUUUUCACAAACUAAAUCUUUGAGUUGCAUGGAUUUUGAUCUAAUGACUGCCUGGUAGUUAGAACAAAAGGGUUUUUUAAAUAAAUGGAAUGGAUAAAAGAGGUGAUAUUAGAUCAGUUGUAUAAAUCAAAUAUAUACAUAUAUAAAUAUAUAUAUAAAAUCAAUUAACUCCUUUUACUGUGACCCAAGGAAUGUGUUUUUGUCCGUGUUCUUUUGUGCCAAAAUUUGAACAUAUUUUGAGGGCUGAUUUCCCAAUUGUGGACCAAUGAAAGAGAAACGUUUACACACUUAAGACACACAGCAUUUAAAUUUUCUUUCAGUAACCCAUACAGCAGAGUUCAUUCUGGUUAAAAGAAAUGGCUUUACGUCCAAUAACAUGGACUGUGUGGCUAAAACAAAAGUAAUAGUGCAUGAUAAUGACAGAUUUAAUGCAGAAAGAUUAGAAUGAGAGUUAUAAACAUAAAGUUGCAGUGGUAACCAUCAUAGAAGUUUCCCAUCUAUGUACAUCCAACCUGCAGCAGCUGCCUGUACAACACAAAUAAACAGACAUUUUAAAAAAGCAUUAAUCAGUGUUAACAAAGAGCUGAUUGUUCACUGCACCAUUUAACCCAACAGUUCCUCUCGGGGGUGGAGCAGCAUGGCAGCAGUAGUAUGGCAUGCAUGCAGUGAAUGAUGGGUUGUCUAUGAUGGCUACAAGUGCAGUUUCUGGCAUUAGUGUGAAUUUGGUGUAAACAUGUAUACUGCUGACCCAUGCAGCAACAUUUUCUUCUCUACUUGUUUGAGAGACAGACAAAAUAUAUGCCAACAUUGCUAGCAGGAAUAAGAGUAAUUAAUGUUUGUUUAUUAAAAUUGUGUAUUUUUGUUCAUCUGAAGCUUCUUGUUCACCAGUCUGAGUUUGUUUGUGACAUUUUAUAACUUUGAAGGGAAACGGAUGAAUUAUGUACGUAGACGUUAUAGAUCAGCACCAAACUGUACGUUUUUGCAUUCCCCCAUAUUUUGAUUGUGUCUGCCACAUGGAUGUUAAUUAUGUAUCCACUACUAUCAAUUGUAAUGUAAGUAGAGGCCUUAAACACACCGAUAUACAUUUUGUCAGGGCUAAGGACUAAGAAUUGUCACAUAAAGUAGUCAAAAUAACGCAAAAAAAGUUUUACAGUGUCACCAUUUCAACCCAUUACUUAAAGUAAUUUAAGUGUCAUCUAUGGAAAUGAUUCUUUGCGUAUGUUCUUAAUGAAUUUCUGAUAUACUGAUAUUUCAACUGACUAUUUGUGUAUUCUCCCCACUCCUUGGUGUGGGCUUAAUUGAACAAACUGAGCAAAAA
This is a messenger RNA of Lates calcarifer (barramundi perch), 6906 nucleotides long. RefSeq names its product regulating synaptic membrane exocytosis 4 (gene rims4). The record is from RefSeq and is a predicted model, not a curated record. Gene Ontology annotation, biological process: calcium ion-regulated exocytosis of neurotransmitter; positive regulation of synaptic transmission; regulation of membrane potential. Gene Ontology annotation, molecular function: transmembrane transporter binding; small GTPase binding. The transcript is spliced from 8 exons. Bases 1374 to 2189 code for a protein of 271 amino acids. Gene Ontology annotation, cellular component: presynaptic membrane; cytoskeleton of presynaptic active zone. NCBI's taxonomy places the organism in Eukaryota, Metazoa, Chordata, Actinopteri, Centropomidae.